This is a messenger RNA of Chiloscyllium plagiosum (whitespotted bambooshark), 3613 nucleotides long. RefSeq names its product glutamate decarboxylase 1. The record is from RefSeq and is a predicted model, not a curated record. Gene Ontology annotation, biological process: GABA biosynthetic process. Gene Ontology annotation, molecular function: glutamate decarboxylase activity; pyridoxal phosphate binding. Gene Ontology annotation, cellular component: cytoplasm; presynaptic active zone. Lineage: Eukaryota; Metazoa; Chordata; Chondrichthyes; Orectolobiformes; Hemiscylliidae.
UUAAUUCAUCAAUAUUUUUUGCAUAAACUGAUAAAAAUUGACAAUGACCAUUACUCCAUUGUUGACUGACAAUUGUUGUAAUCUAUGUGGGGGAGAUGGCACUGCCCUACUGAAACGCUUACCGUUCAAAUGCAUAUUGUAGGUUGCCUAGCGGUGAAGCAAAGGCAACAGAAAUUAUUCCAGUCGUUGCAGUUCAUGUGAUCUUUGGUCUGCGUUAGAACUGAAGCCAGUGUCCUUACGUUGAAAAGACAGGAUUCGAAGGAAGACGUCAGCCCCAGUUAAUCGAGGACCUCGCGUCUGUCAGAACCGAUGGCAUCUUCUGCUCCUUCAUCUUCGAGCGCGAGUCAAGACUCCAACUCAACAAAUUUACGGCCGGCGGACAGAAGCACAACUUAUGACACUUGGUGUGGAGUUGCUCACGGAUGUACAAGAAAACUUGGUCUGAAGAUCUGCGGUUUUUUGCAAAGGACCAACAGCAUCGAGGAUAAAAGCAGGAGCGUAAAUUCUAUGAAAGACCGUCAGUCCUCCAGGAAUCUGAAUACCAGCGAAAACAGCGAAAGGGACUCGAUAUUCAGGCGCACGGAGACGGAUUUUUCCAAUCUCUACGCCAGAGACUUGUUACCAGCAAAAAAUGGAGAAGAGCAGACCACCCAAUUCCUUUUGGAAGUGGUCGACAUUCUCCUCAAUUACAUCAAGAAAACUUUCGAUAGGUCCACGAAAGUACUCGACUUCCAUCAUCCCCAUCAGCUCCUGGAGGGAAUAGAAGGUUUCAACCUGGAGCUUUCAGACAAUCCUGAAUCUCUAGAGCAGAUUUUGGUGGACUGCAGGGACACACUCAAAUAUGGCGUUCGUACAGGGCACCCUCGCUUCUUCAACCAACUCUCAUCUGGUCUUGACAUUAUCGGCUUGGCUGGAGAGUGGCUCACGUCAACAGCUAACACUAACAUGUUUACAUAUGAAAUAGCACCAGUUUUUGUCCUAAUGGAACAAAUCACACUGAAGAAAAUGCGAGAGAUAAUUGGUUGGCCCAACGGGGAUGGUGAUGGAAUCUUUUCACCUGGAGGGGCUAUAUCAAAUAUGUAUAGCAUAAUGGCAGCUCGUUACAAGUAUUUCCCAGAUGUUAAAGCCAAAGGGAUGAUAGCAGCUCCUAAACUGAUUCUGUUCACAUCAGAAAAUAGUCAUUAUUCAAUAAAGAAGGCUGGGGCUGCCCUUGGUUUUGGAACAGACAAUGUGAUUUUAUUAAAAUGCGAUGAAAGAGGAAAAAUAAUGCCAUCAGAUCUGGAAGCAAAAAUUAUUGAAGUUAAGCAAAAGGGUUAUAUUCCAAUUUAUGUUAAUGCAACUGCAGGAAAUACAGUAUAUGGUGCAUUUGACCCCAUUGAAGAAAUUGCCGAUAUAUGUGCUAAGUAUAAUCUCUGGCUCCAUGUUGAUGCUGCAUGGGGAGGUGGACUUCUGAUGUCCAGAAAGCAUCGCCAUAAACUGAAUGGUGUUGAACGGGCCAAUUCAGUCACUUGGAAUCCCCACAAGAUGAUGGGAGUUUUGUUGCAGUGUUCAGCAAUUCUUGUCCGAGAAAAGGGUAUUCUCCAAGGCUGCAAUCAGAUGUGUGCGGGCUAUUUGUUCCAGCAAGAUAAACAGUACGAUGUUUCCUAUGAUACAGGAGAUAAAGCAAUACAGUGCGGCCGUCAUGUGGACAUUUUCAAGUUUUGGUUGAUGUGGAAGGCGAAGGGCACAGUAGGAUUCGAAAACCAAAUUAACAAGUGCCUGGAUCUGGCAAUGUACCUCUACAACAAAAUUAGAAAGAGGGAUGGAUAUCAAAUGGUAUUCGAUGCAGAACCGGAGCACACUAAUGUUUGUUUCUGGUACAUUCCACCAAGUUUCCGAAAUAUGCCGGAUUGUGAGGAGAGAAAGGAAAAACUUGGCAAGAUUGCACCAAAAAUAAAAGCACAGAUGAUGGAAUGUGGCACUACGAUGGUUGGAUAUCAGCCUCAAGGAGAUAAAGCGAACUUCUUUCGCAUGGUCAUCUCAAACCCAGCUGCAACAAAAUCUGACAUUGACUUCCUCAUUGAUGAGAUAGAACGACUGGGGCAGGAUUUGUAACACGUUAACUUGAUUUAUUUACCAUUUCCAUUAAUGUUUUCUCCUGAAACUGGUUACAAUGUACAACAAAUCUGUUUUGUUUAAAGAUCUGUGCAACACAUUGCAGUACUGUCAGGCAAUCUGUAAACCCAUUCUUUAGCCAGUGAAUAUUUAUUAGAAGUAAUUAUUUAAGAGAUUCAAACUCUAAAUACAUAUUAUACUUAUAAGUGCGCCUCAGCAUGUAUGUUUCUUUGAAAGAGCUCAGCAAUCUCUGAUCUGUGAGUACUGUGGACAAUGUGCAGUGAAUUUAACCCAUAGAGGUACAUGUAAUUCUAUAAUUGUAGACUUACGUAGACUGUGCAGAAACCUUUCUCGUAGCUAUACUGUGUAUUGGUGCUUUUUGUCACAAUGUAAAAUUAUUGAGUGUGAGCACCACAUUUUAUUCUGGGUACGUUGCCCCCUUAGUUGUGAUUCUGGGGUAAGAGUUGCAUAAUUCUGUGACAGAUGUAACUAAAUGUCUUUCUAGAAAAGUAUUCAUUUUGUGUAGAUUGUGUACAUUAAUGUUAACUGACUUUUUGUGAACAGAAAUAAAUGUAAUAGUUUUACAGUAACAGAACUGUUUAAAAAUGUAGGUAUAUUACAGAAUAUUUGCUUAUUUAUAUCCAGAAAUUUACUGUCUUACAGAGGUGUCUAGUAUUUUCUUCAAUUUGUAUGUAUUGUAUCUUUAUUUAUAUACUAUCAAAGGAGUUCUAAAUGAUGUUUAUGGUAUUUUAGUGUAUAUGUGAGCCAAAGAAUACAGCAAAAUAAUAGUGGCAAUAGUAUUUCUAUUUAGUCUGGACAAUUAUGCAGCCUUUAAAGUGACAAGUGAAAUAUAUUGCUACACUUAUUGAACAUUAUAUAUAUAUCUGUAAACCAAGAUUUUACGUAAAAAUUGUAAAAGCCUUCACUGGAUUUUCUUGGAUUUUCAGAUAUUUCAACUAGAUAUGCUGAUUGCAUACAGUUAGUCUGUUUAGUGUAGGAAUUUUUUAAGACAGAAGUCCAAAAGUGAAAAUAUGUUUAUGGUUGUAGCUCAACAAAGACCUACAAAUAGUACCCAGGGAGAAAGGCUGUUGCAGCAUCAUAAAACCUUGUCCUUAAUCUGAGUUCAAUGGGUGGGACGGACCAGCAAGACCUAUUGUGGUUGAAAGCAAUUUUAGCAUUUUACUUAGUUGAAAAGUUUGUACAAAUGUGGUAUAUUUCAAAGUAUUAUUUCCAAAGAAGUUGAUUCAAGCUUUUAAUUUAUGGUGUUCUGUUGGGCAAGAGCAAUCUUGGUGAUUUUAAUCUGGAUGUAAAUUUGAAUGAGUUUGGGCUAGUUUGAGUUAAUCGAUUCCUAAUAACUGAACUGAAGAUAGCUUACUUGUCACUAAGAGCUAAUUUUCAAUUCAAAAGCUGAUACAUGUGUUUUUGAAACAGCGUUAUCUGUAUACAACGAAUCUUCUACCUACCCAUGGUGUAGAAUAAAGAAAAUAAAGUGGAAAAACAUUGUCAGAUAUUGCCACAA